Molecule: messenger RNA, 1131 nt
Organism: Caenorhabditis briggsae
Lineage: Eukaryota; Metazoa; Nematoda; Chromadorea; Rhabditida; Rhabditidae
Exons: 4
Coding region: 1-1131 (376 amino acids)
Biological process (GO): snRNA modification
Molecular function (GO): O-methyltransferase activity; snRNA binding; RNA methyltransferase activity
Source: RefSeq, a predicted model, not a curated record
AUGUCUGGAUUCCGUCGUGGCGGUUUCCGAGGGCGAAAACGCUUCUAUCGAGACAAUUUCGCUCCGGGUGGCUCGAAAACCGACCCACUCAAUAUCAAUAUCGAACUUCUUGAUGAUCCAGAAGCUGAGAAAAAGCGUUUAGGUAUUCUAGAACCAGAGGAGGUUCCCUCAAAGCGGCGAAAGUCUGACAAGGAUGACAAAAAAGACGAGAAGAAAACAGGAAAGUCCCCAUACAAGAAAAAUCAUCACGGCUCUCCGAAGAAGAAGGCUCCACCGUUGACCAAAGAACAAAAAGACGCUGCAGAGUUCCGCAAGAACAAGACAGAGUAUUUUAACAGGAAAUAUCGAUACGGAAACUUUGACAGAUACUACGGAGUUCGUUUGAAUCCUGGAGAAUCUGAUAAGCGGCUCACAGUCUUCGACAAGCAGUGGUUCGAGCACAAGCAGAUUCUUGAUAUUGGUUGUAAUGUUGGCUUUCUAACACUCUCGAUUGCUAAGGAUUUUUCUCCGCGACGAAUCCUUGGUAUCGAUAUCGAUGAGCACUUGAUCGGUGUGGCUCGCAAGAAUAUCCGCCAUUAUUGUGAUCAUGAGACAGAAGUAGCUGGAAAAUUUCCUGCUUCAUUUGGCGUUCAAUUUGGUACAAUUUCACAAAGAACUGAGGCGCCUCGUUCGUUCUCUACCAAGUUUCCGGAUAAUAUCUGGUUUAAGAAGGAAAAUUAUGUGAUGGAGAAUGAUGAGAUGCUCGAUAUGAUUCAACCUGAAUUCGAUGUUAUCCUCGCUCUUUCGAUUACAAAAUGGAUUCAUUUGAAUUGGGGAGACGAUGGGAUGCGACGGUUUUUCAAGAGAGCUUUUGCACAGCUCCAUCCAGGUGGUCGCCUCAUCAUCGAGCCUCAAGCCUUCGAAACGUAUCGAAAACGUGCCAAGAUGUCGGAGGAACUGAAAACGAACUACUCAAAGAUCGAAUUCAAACCCGACGAUUUCGAGAUGUACCUCAUCGAAACGAUUGGUUUUGAAUCUGUCGAUAAAUUGGGUGUGUCUGGUGCCAAAUCAAAAGGAUUCGAACGACCAAUCGAUGUGUACCUGAAACCAGUUAGACCCAAAACAGACGCCAUCCCAUUGGGAUACAUUUGA